UGGAAAUCGAGUCUUUGAGACUCGAUUUGUAGGCCAAAAUCGAGUCUCAUAGACUUAAAAUGCUAAUAAAUAAUAUAGUUUGAAAACUAGAACUACUAACUAUAUAGUUAAAAAAUUAUGCUUGCUUACCCAUUUUGGCCAAAAAACCUACUCCGAACUUGAUCCGCUAUCAUUUCUAACCAAGCUUGUGUAUAAUUUACACGUUUUCAGUUAAAAAAAAAAAAAAGAUUUUUAGUUUUUCUCCUUCAAUAAUUGUCCUCCCUUUCUAUCUUUUUCUCUCUCAAAAAAGAUAAUUGUCCUCGCUGGCUACUUAUAGUACCUAGUAUCCAACGAUCAAAUUUACUUGCCCCCCUAUUUAUUAGUUCCUUUAGACACUUACCCACGCUAAAAAGCCCCCCACACACACUUAUCAAACAUGGAGACCUGGUUCAUCAUCGUUGUCUCUCUCUGCAUCUCAGCCCUUCUCAAAUCUCUCCUCAACCUCACCACCAACAACAAAGUCUCUGAAAACAAUAAGCUCCCUCCUGGACCCUACAUCAUUCCCAUCAUUGGCAACUUCCUAUGGCUCCGCAAACCCUUCUCUGAACUCGAACACAUCAUCCGCAAACUCCAUGCCAAGUACGGACCCAUCAUCACCAUUUACAUAGGCUUUCGCCCGGCUAUCUUCGUUGCCGACCGCUCUUUCGCUCACAAGGCUCUCGUCCAAAACGGUGCCGUUUUUGCUGACCGCCCAACUCCUCUACCAACAAACGCGGUCAUAUCUAGCAACCAACACAAUAUCAGCUCUGCUUAUUACGGUCCCAAAUGGCGACUCUUUCGUCGCAAUCUCAGUUCGGAGAUUCUCCACCCUUCACGCGUGAAAUCCUACUCCCACGCGCGCAAGUGGGUUUUGGAUAUCCUCCUCAGCCGCCUUGAUUCUCAGUCUAAAUCCGGUAAACAGAUUGUUGUUAAAGAAGAUUUCCAAUACUCCAUGUUUUGUUUGUUGGUGCUUAUGUGUUUCGGAGACAAACUCGGAGAAACCCAGAUUAAGAAAAUCGAAGAGGUUCAGCGUCGCUUGCUUUUGAGCUUUGGUCGGUUUAGAAUACUCAAUUUUUGGCCCAGUAUUGGAAGGAUUGUAUUUCGUAAGCGUUGGGAAGAGUUGUUUCAAAUUCGGAGAAACCAGGAUGCUGUGUUAAGGCCUUUGAUAGAAGCGAGGAGGAAAGUGAGUCUAGAAAGACAGAGCAAAGUGAAAGAAGACAAAAAUAAUGAUGGUGAUGAUGAGUUUGUUGUGUCGUAUGUGGAUACGUUGUUGGACUUGGAGUUGCCAGAGGAAAAGAGGAAGCUCUCUGAGGAUGAAAUGGUUAGUUUGUGCUCGGAGUUUCUCAACGCGGGUACAGAUACUACGUCCACAGCAUUGGAGUGGAUUAUGGCGAAUUUGGUGAAAUACCCACAAAUCCAAGAGAAGCUUUUUGUGGAGAUUAAAGGGGUUGUUGGUGAUGGAAAAAAGGAAGUGAAAGAAGAGGAUUUGAACAAGAUGCCUUAUUUGAAAGCAGUGGUUUUGGAGGGUUUAAGGAGACACCCACCAGCCCAUUUCGUGGUGCCACAUGCAGUGACUGAGGAUGUGGUUUUGGAUGGGUAUUUGGUACCAAAGAAUGCUACUUUGAAUUUCAUGGUGGCAGAAAUGGGGUGGGACUCGAGGGUUUGGGAAGAUCCUAUGGAGUUUAAGCCUGAGAGAUUCUUGAGUGGUGAUGAUGGAGGAGAAGCGUUUGAUAUAACUGGAAGCAGAGAGAUUAAGAUGAUGCCAUUUGGUGCGGGGAGGAGGAUCUGUCCUGCUUCUGGUUUGGCAAUACUUCAUUUGGAGUAUUUUGUGGCCAAUUUGGUUUGGAAUUUUGAGUGGAAAGCUGUUGAUGGUGAUGAGGUUGAUCUGUCAGAGAAGCAUGAGUUCACCAUGGUGAUGAAGAAUCCUCUCAAGGCCCACUUAUCUCCAAGGUUUUGAAUGGUUAGGUCUACGAGACCAUGACUAUGAUAAUAAAGUCUACAGCUGUAUUUAAUAAAUUUUCACUAUAAAUGUUUCUUUGGCA
Molecule: messenger RNA, 2060 nt
Organism: Quercus robur (English oak)
Lineage: Eukaryota; Viridiplantae; Streptophyta; Magnoliopsida; Fagales; Fagaceae
Product: cytochrome P450 89A2-like
Exons: 3
Coding region: 416-1975 (519 amino acids)
Cellular component (GO): membrane
Molecular function (GO): heme binding; iron ion binding; oxidoreductase activity, acting on paired donors, with incorporation or reduction of molecular oxygen, NAD(P)H as one donor, and incorporation of one atom of oxygen
Source: RefSeq, a predicted model, not a curated record